Fomitopsis serialis is the source of this 801-nucleotide messenger RNA. RefSeq lists its product as uncharacterized. Lineage: Eukaryota; Fungi; Basidiomycota; Agaricomycetes; Polyporales; Fomitopsidaceae. The record is from RefSeq and is a predicted model, not a curated record. The transcript has 3 exons. Bases 1 to 582 code for a protein of 193 amino acids.
AUGGGCCGUUCAACGGCAUCCUUAAUCACGACGGUUGCUCCUGCCAGUGUCCAGCCGUCGACACAGGCACCUACUGGCCGCAAACGCAAACGCACGAACGCGGAGGAGGACUGCGAUGCGGCGCCAUCGUCCGGCGCACCCAAGUCCUCCACCAGCAACCGAAAAAGGAAGCGUGUAAAGAAGGCUGUUCCGGCUAAGGCGAGCAGUCUUCCCGCUGUUGCUAAAGCACCAUCGCCAGAGCUGCCACCACGGGAUACAUCGAACUCCAUCACAAAGAAUGUGGAGACGCUCGCGGCCCACCGCGACCACGGCGGAAUCUUGUUGCAGGAUCCACUCGCUUCACUCAGCGAGAGGGAUCUGCCUGAGCCCUCAGUCGUGAAACCAACCGGCUUGGAUGCAACGCCUUCGACUGAAACUGUGGUACCGUCGAUCGCGAAGCGACCACAAUCUACUACGCCUCCUGUUGUUGCGGCGAGCCUUGAUUUUAUCGUCGGUAUGCCACUCUCAGUGGAGCGUGAAGACGAUCUCUGUGACUUAUUCGGCGACCCACUCGACGAUGACUCAGUUUCAAUGGGCAAAUGAGCGUGAACAGAGCACUUUGACGGCCGAAGCCUCCCUGGUACAACUCGGGCUCUAUCGCCAGAGCGCAGGCGAUCUACGCAGAAGGUUACAACGACUUACAACAGCUCGGCGAAGGACCACGUUGAUGUUCACUAACACGUCGACGGCCUCGGAACUCAACAGCAGUAUCCCAAGAUGUCACGGAGAGCAAAGCGCGCAGCCGGUAGUGACCACGCAUCC